Seminavis robusta is the source of this 2118-nucleotide messenger RNA. Lineage: Eukaryota; Bacillariophyta; Bacillariophyceae; Naviculales; Naviculaceae. The record is from the annotation of a GenBank genome assembly.
ACCUCUAGGGGCAGUGAAAGCGAAGAGCCCGAAAUUGUGGACAACGGCUGGCCCUUCAAUCCAGAAACAGACGAUCCCAACUUUCCUGGCGCUUAUGCCCGCACUGAUUCCGAGCUUGUUAUCAAUGUUCGAUAUGAUCUUUACCCCGAGGAAACGACGGUUCAAUGGCAGGAGCUUUCUCUUGACGGCAGCGUCCUCGCCAUUGAUGCUUGGGAAACAGUCGACGUUCGCAGCAGUAGUACUGGCGCCUCCUUACUGGACCAGGAGAUCACUUCCUACACACAGCAGACGAACGCGAGUUCACUCUAUCGGCUUCGAAUUACGGACACCUUGCAUGAUGGGACUUGCUGCUUCUUCGGCAACGGAUACUCCACCAUCACAGAUACCUCUGCUGUACUUUGGCAUGGUCGGGGCGACUUUGGGGUCAUGCAAGAAGCUUACGUUUUCGUAAACGAGCAGGGGAUGGCCAAAUCGGUAGUGCCGGUGCAUAUUCCCGGAGUGGGUGAUCUCGUCGUUCUUGAGCGUGAUAGUGACGAAAGCUCAGGUGGGUCCGCAACAGCAAUCCUGGUGAACCAAGAAGCAUGAGAAGCUUUGCAUUGCUAUUGAUGUAUGUUGACAAAUUCAUGAGUGACGAGUCGUGAUGCUGUCGAGGUCCGGGCAACCGCGGGGAAGUUUCAUUGGGAAGGCACAUAGACUUACUAACAUGUUGUAGAGGGGCAGCUGCUAUGGCUUCAUGACUUCGACCGAUCUGGCUGUGCCUACUUCGAAUUAGUCGUAAGCCGUCGCGUGAGAUGAAGAUCAGGAUUUGCAUCGAUGAACUAUGGAGUGGUCGUCCUUGGGCCCGCAUGAGGUCGUUCUCGGGUCUGGGCUGCAUGCAUGCCCCAGUCCUUCAGCGAAACUUCGAGGGCCGGACGGUCAGAUAACUUUUCCAACAAGCCGCUUGUAGUUGGCUGAGAGUUUGGCUGGCUGCCUGUUGUGCAUGAAGGUCGUCGGUUUCUACGUUAUUGGCUGCUUCCGACAGUAGUACAUAAAGCUUCUGCCUGCUAGUACCAUCUGAAAGCGGCAUGGAUUCUCGGUGGAACCCUCGGUUGCCAACCAGCCACUGAAGAAGCACGAUAACGAAGUUCUAGUGGCUAGGUUGUCUUCAAUCUUCAAUCAUUAGCUCACGAGCUUACGAUGUACCGAGCGACACUACGGUAAAACGACGCAACAACCAUCCAGAUGCCAGCAGGAGAGGAGCACCCAUUCUUCUUCGAAGCCCAUAGCUUCAGUUCUACUCGAUUGUAAUUGCCACAUCGCCAAAGUUCAGUAUUUGGGCCAUAAUACUUGACUCGGGGAUCUCAAUGGAAGCAUGCCGCUGGCUGCCUGAGCUGGAGAGCUCUCUGCACUGUGCAACCGAAAGUUUAAGUGCUUCUGCGUCAUGGGAGAGCUCUUUAAAAAGUCUUCGUGGCUUCUUUUGUUUUUUUAAAGAAGAAGGGUGCAGCGCUGGGUGUCUGCGUGUCUUCUGCCUGUUCCAGAGCCAUUCAGACGAGCAGACAAAAAAACUACUACCGGUAACCGGCAGCAUUCUUUCGCAACCACCUUUGCUUCGUCAGAGAUCCUUAGUUAGGUUGCCCUCGAGCAGUCUUCGUUGAAGCUAAGGCUUCUACAUAGUAGAGCUAUUAGUCUGGCUACUAGCUAGGAAACAUCUCCAUGUGGCAACGCCAACUAGUACAGUAUCACUAGAUCUUCUUCCCAAUAGAACAAAAGCAGUUUUGCCUCAAUCCAAGACCAGCCAAUUGGACGAGGCAAUGCAUUCCAUGUUUGGAUCUGAUGCUAGAAGUCUAUGGAAUUUGCCAUUCUAUAGAAUCAGAGACCAUUCUAUAGAAUCAGCGGUUUUCAUUCUAUAGAAUGGGAAGGGCACAGAAAGGUCACAGCACCCUUCCACAGUGGCACCAGCAAGAGCAACAAACAACAACAGCAGCAACACAUGGCGUUGUGCCACAGCCUCGUCAGUUGAUAGUGGAUCAAUCCAUCGCUACUACUGCUACUGCUACAUGUACUACUACUGCUACUGCUACUACAGUCGUAUUGCAAUAAGUCUUCUCUCCUUCAUUGACUGAAUAUGGAGCUUGACCG